Canariomyces notabilis is the source of this 434-nucleotide messenger RNA. RefSeq lists its product as uncharacterized. The record is from RefSeq and is a predicted model, not a curated record. Bases 133 to 393 code for a protein of 86 amino acids. The transcript has 6 exons. Lineage: Eukaryota; Fungi; Ascomycota; Sordariomycetes; Sordariales; Chaetomiaceae.
CUCCUCCUUCUCAAGCAAUUCGCCAAUCCCAAAGGUGCCUGUGACGAAGCAGGAACCGCAAGACGCGAGGCCAUUUACCACCGAGAUAACCUCUUCCAGCUCUCUAGGCGUCGUGCCGACAAGAUCGCCACGAUGCCGGUUCCGUUCGAGACGCUGAUUCCCUAUGGGAUCAUCAUCGCUAUGUUCGGCGUGACGGGCGCUGGGUUGAACAAGGUUAAAAACUGGUCAAGCGGCGGCAAGAAGCACAGGUGGUCUAUCGACCAGUGGGACAGGCAAAUGAUGGACCGCGAUAGGAGACUUACGGGACACUUGCGAGGCCAAACAGACAACCCUAUAGCGCCUCCCGGAUUCGAGUUAAAUAAUCCCUGGAGGGUCGAGAGACGGUAUUCAUAGGACGCAGCAAGUCAACUUAGGCACGAUUCGAUAGCACCUUU